AUGGGAUUUGCCACCCCAAAACCACUUUUCGAGGCAUCAUACCCAGAGGGGCUGUGUCCUGGCUGGAGUGUGAUAGUUAAAGGCGAAACAAGCUCCAGUGCAAAUAUGUUUGAAAUUAAUUUCCUCUGCAAUGCAGGAGACCAAAUCGCUUUCCACUUUAACCCUCGCUUCUCUGACUCCAAAAUCAUCUGCAACUCCUUCCUCUCCAGCCGCUGGGGGCCGGAAGAAGUAACUGACACCUUCCCCCUAAAAGCAAAGGAACCUUUCCAGAUUGAAAUCUACUCUGACCCAGACUAUUUCCAUGUUUCCAUUGAUGAAAACAAAAUCCUCCAGUACAAGCAUCGGCAGAAACAGCUCUCGGCUAUUACCAAACUGCAGGUCGUUAAUGAUGUCAGAAUUUCUUCAAUGGAAAUCACCAAACGGAGUCUUUAUUAGGCGCUAAAGUUGGGACAGGCUUUCCAGCCUAACCACUUUUAAGAGCCCUGCCCCAGUAGGCAACUGGUUACCCUCUCUCCUCCCUCUCCCACCCAUCAUCUGCUGUCUCCAGCAGGAAGGAUGUUGCUGGAGAACACUAUAGCACAGAGUUGUCAUGCCCAUGAUGUACUGUAUCCUAGCAAUACAAUGGCAAUACACAGCGAGCUCAUUAAUGUCAGUCAGUCCAGCUCCCUAGAGUCAUUCUGACACCAUGUGCCCUAGGGUGGAGAACUGGAAGUCUAGGCAUUUUCAUCCUUGUUUGUCGUAAUGAACAAUGGCAUUCCACACAGCAGUUUGUUGUGUGUGGCAGUAUGCACUGAAUGGUAAGAACAUUUGAAUUUUAUCCGAGCAAAUAUUCCUACUCCGGAAUAGGGUAUGGAUUAGCUACACUUCUCAGCUGUAGAUGUUGACCUAGGGGAUGUGUAAGAAUGAUGCCAGCAGAGAGGGGCAUGUGCCUACUGGAGCUUGGUACAAUGUCAACAUGA
Chelonia mydas (Green sea turtle) is the source of this 959-nucleotide messenger RNA. It is a transcript of the gene GRIFIN, whose product is annotated as galectin-related inter-fiber protein. Lineage: Eukaryota; Metazoa; Chordata; Testudines; Cheloniidae. Bases 1 to 435 code for a protein of 144 amino acids. Gene Ontology annotation, molecular function: carbohydrate binding. The record is from RefSeq and is a predicted model, not a curated record. The transcript has 4 exons.